Messenger RNA from Cucumis sativus (cucumber), 2351 nucleotides. RefSeq names its product tRNA(His) guanylyltransferase 1. Lineage: Eukaryota; Viridiplantae; Streptophyta; Magnoliopsida; Cucurbitales; Cucurbitaceae. Gene Ontology annotation, molecular function: tRNA guanylyltransferase activity; magnesium ion binding. The transcript has 13 exons. The record is from RefSeq and is a predicted model, not a curated record. Gene Ontology annotation, biological process: tRNA modification. Bases 803 to 2206 code for a protein of 467 amino acids.
CCAUUUCACACUCAGACAGCAGUCCCCAACAUCCUUUCCUUCUAUCACUCUUACGCCCCUCUCAGCCCUGCGCCAUCGCAUCUCUCUACCUCUCUCUCUCUCCGCCUUCAGCCACCGCAUCUCUCUCCCAGUCUCCCACUGUUGUCAGUCUACUGUCUCCUUCGCCGACCCAAAAAAAAAAAAAGAAAAAAAGAAAAAGGAAAAUUGAUUGGUUGACCGAUGAACCAUAACCGGGCCAAGUAGACCGAUUGUCUCAACUGAUUCGAAUCGGACCGAACCGAUUUUGCGCCUCUUAGGUUCCCUUUGCCCAGUUACCCAUUGGCGCCAAUAUGUGAAAUCAGACGUCUUUAAGGAGAGUAGCGCGCAAAUUUCUCUUCUUUCUCUCUUUCAAUUCUGUUUGUUUCUUAGACCUCUAUUCCCACGACAAAACAUCUUCAUUCAGUUCUUAAUUUAUAUGAAGAGAUUUUCGCUCGCGUUCGAAUUUGCGAAUACAACUAAAUCUACAACCUCCUCGAACUUGCGGGUUAAAUUUUGUUGGGGUCAGGGGGAUAUUGGUUCGUUUCUCGCUCCCUUUCAUAGAUUUCUCUGAAAAGGCAUUUAUUCUGUUCCCUGUUCUGGUUCUGGCGGCGUUCAAAUGGCAAACAGUAAGUAUGAGUACGUGAAGCUGUUCGAAGUUGAUGAUGAGGUGAUGCUGCCCAAUUUGAUCGUCGUUCGAGUUGAUGGUCUUGAUUUUCGAAGGUUUUCUUAGUUCUCUGAAGUUCAUGGAUUUGUGAAACCAAAUGACGAAAAGGCUUUGGAGUUGAUGAAUUGCUGUGCAAUGGCCACAAUGGAAAUGUUUUCAGAUGUAAUAUUUUCAUAUGGAUUUAAUGACGAGUACAGUUUUGUCUUUAAGAAGACAUCAAAAUUCUACCAAAGGCGUGCCAGCAAAUUAUAUUCGCUUGUCGUAUCUUUCUUUACCUCAGUAUAUAUAACAAAAUGGCAAGAUGUCUUUCCUCAGAAGAACUUGAGAUACACACCAUCAUUUCGUGCACGUGUAGUAUGUUGUGCUUCUAUAGAAGUUCUUCAAGCAUAUCUUGCUUGGAGACAACAAUUCUGUCAUAUCAGUAACUUGGACAAUACAUGCUUUUGGAAACUGGUUGAAUGUGGGAAGACAGACAGGGAAGCCCAUGAUUUUCUGAAGGUUACGGAGAAGAAAGAGAAGCACGAGCUGCUUUUUCAAAAGUUCAAUAUUAAUUAUGCAAAUCUUAAUGCAAUUUUUCGUCAAGGAUCCUGCAUCUUGACGACAAAGGUUGAAGAUAUUGUGAAGUACCAUGAAGAUGGCACCCCUGUUAAGAGAUUACGGAGAAAAGCGACAGUGAUUCAUUCACCAAAUAUUGCUGGACGAAGAUUUUGGAAUGAACAUUCCAUUCUUUUAAAGGAGCUAGGCGCUUUCACAACGGACAUUGAUAAAAUAAAUCCAGAUUAUGUUAGGUCCUUCCAAGUUGAGAACAAACUAAUGCCGUCGACAUGGAUAGUUAUAAGAAUAGAUGGCUGUCAUUUUCACAGAUUUUCCGAAGUUCAUGUGUUUGAAAAGCCAAAUGAUGAGCACGCUUUGAACCUUAUGAAUUCAUGUGCAGUCGCUGUGAUGGAGAAACUUUCUGACUUUGUCUUCUCCUAUGGCGUUAGUGAUGAGUACAGCUUUGUAUUGAAGAAGGAUUCUCAAAUUUAUGGACGUGCAGCUAGUGAAAUAGUGUCCGUCAUUGUAUCAUUAUUUUCUUCCCUUUAUGUAAUGAAAUGGAGAGAAUUCUUCCCACAUAAAGAGCUGAAGUACCCACCUUCAUUUGAUGGACGAGCUGUUUGUUAUCCUACGCGUGAGAUCCUUCGGGACUAUCUAGCAUGGAGACAAGUUGAUUGUCACAUAAAUAAUCAGUAUAAUACAUGUUUCUGGGAGCUUGUUAAGUCCGGAAAAAGUAAAAGUGAAGCUCAAGCCUGCCUCAAGGGUACUCAAACACAGGAGAAGGAACGCUUGCUUAACUUACGAUUCAAUAUUUCUUAUAACGAGUUACCACUCAUGUUUCGUCAAGGUUCUUCUGCAUUCUGGGACAAGAAAGAUGCCACAACGGUGGACAAGAAUCCAGAUGCUUGUUGUAAGAGAAAAAUUGUUGUUGUGCAUUCUAAUAUAAUUGAACCUAGUUUUUGGGAAGAUCAUCCAUGGAUACUUGACUGAGAAGCAUGGCUUACUUAAAGAAGAGUCUCCCUCUGUAAUUGUAAAGAAAUAUUGAUUUUGUUUAUCAGUUAGAAGAAACAAUUUACACUUCUGGCUUCAUGAAAUUUCGAUAUUUGGUUAAGUUAAAAUUGAUAUUUUUGUUCUC